Messenger RNA from Eutrema salsugineum, 1585 nucleotides. Its product is annotated as MLO-like protein 15. The coding region runs from base 1 to 1518 and encodes 505 amino acids. Gene Ontology annotation, cellular component: membrane. Gene Ontology annotation, biological process: defense response. The record is from RefSeq and is a predicted model, not a curated record. The transcript has 14 exons. Lineage: Eukaryota; Viridiplantae; Streptophyta; Magnoliopsida; Brassicales; Brassicaceae.
AUGGCGGGAGGAGGAACGACCUUAGAGUACACACCAACUUGGGUGGUGGCUCUCGUCUGCUCCGUCAUCGUCUCCAUCUCUUUCGCCGUCGAGCGUUUCCUCCACCGUGCCGGAAAGCACUUUCAGAAGAACGACCAGAAGCAGCUUUUCGGGGCAUUGCAGAAGAUCAAAGAAGAACUUAUGCUGCUAGGGUUCAUUUCGUUGCUAUUAUCAGUAAGCCAGUCCAAAAUAGCAAAGAUUUGCAUAUCAAAGGGCUUAAGUGAAAAGUUUCUCCCUUGUAAGAAACCAAAGGUUGAUAAGUCCCUCAAAGACUCCUCCCAUUUCCAGUUCAGCUUCACCGCCCGUCAUCUCCUCGCCGAAGAUUCCACCGCCGGAGAUUAUUGCUCCCAAAAGGGAAAGGCUCCGUUAAUGUCAGUAUCAGCUUUGCACGAGCUUCAUAUUUUCAUCUUUGUAUUAGCGGUUGCCCACAUUAUUUUCUGCCUCCUGACCAUUAUUUUCGGCACCAUGAAGAUAAUGCAAUGGAGAAAAUGGGAGGAUCAAGUUUUAGAAAAGGACUACGACGCAGACCAAGUGAUCCAGAAGAAAAAAUUCACAGCGGUUCAAGAACACGAAUUCAUCAGGGGACGAUUUCUUGGGGUUGGAAAAGCAGAUGCUUGCUUUGGAUGGAUGCAUUCGUUUAUGAAACAAUUUCUUGGAUCAGUCAAUGAAUCGGAUUACAUCACGAUGAGGCUAGGCUUCAUCACGACUCAUUGCAAGACCAACCCAAAAUUCAAUUUCCAUAAGUAUUUGAUGCGUGCCCUUAAUUCUGAUUUCAAGAAAGUUGUUGGUAUCAGUUGGUACCUUUGGGUAUUUGUGGUUCUCUUCUUGCUUCUAAACAUUGCUGCAUGGCAUAUUUACUUUUGGAUAGCUUUUAUUCCCUUGAUUCUUUUGCUUGCCGUGGGGACAAAGUUGGAGCAUAUCAUCACAGAUUUGGCUCAUGAAGUUGCAGAGAAACACAUUGCUGUCGAAGGAGAUCUGGUAGUGCGACCAUCAGAUGAUUUAUUCUGGUUUAAAAGUCCCCGGCUAGUUCUCUUCUUGAUCCAUUUCAUUCUUUUCCAAAACUCAUUCGAAUUGGCCUUCAUCUUCUUUAUCUUCGUUGAAUAUGGUUUUGAUUCUUGCAUUAUGGGACAAGUCAAAUUCAUAAUCCCCAGACUCGUCAUCGGGGUAUUAGUUCAGCUUCUCUGCAGUUACAGUACCUUACCGCUCUAUGCCCUCGUUACUCAGAUGGGAAGUUCAUACAAAGGUGCAAUAUUCAACGAGCAGACACAGCAACAGAUUGUUGGAUGGGCAAAGAUGGCUAAAAAAGGAGUGAAGAAAGGCUCAAGUCAUGCAGGUACCAGUCAUGGUGGUAGUCCAAACCCUCUAGCUACUCCUUCACCGCGCUCUAUUCAGUUGCAGUCGCUACUAGGAAAAGGCUCGUCUCAACAAAAUCACCAUUCUGAGUCUGAGGGAAAACCAGAGAUUGUGCAGGCAGAUUAAUACUCAGUUAUAUACUUCAUAAACAAAAGCUUCCCUCAUCAGAUUCCAUUUCAGAAAGAAAAAAGAA